Messenger RNA from Gastrolobium bilobum, 1033 nucleotides. RefSeq names its product phosphoglycerate mutase-like protein 1. Gene Ontology annotation, molecular function: phosphatase activity. Lineage: Eukaryota; Viridiplantae; Streptophyta; Magnoliopsida; Fabales; Fabaceae. Bases 107 to 949 code for a protein of 280 amino acids. Gene Ontology annotation, cellular component: cytoplasm. The record is from RefSeq and is a predicted model, not a curated record. The transcript is spliced from 9 exons.
CGCAGGUGGAUUCGAAGAGAAUAAUAAUAAUAGUAAUAAAAUACAUCGUCCGUACCACAAGGGUUCCUGUUAACGAUCUCGGAUCCAUUUUGUUCAUUAGAGAAAAAUGGAUUGCGCCGGUGGUGGUCAGAGUUUGUUUCCGUUGCAUCGUUGCAAAACCGUUCACCUGGUCAGGCACGCGCAGGGGAUUCACAAUGUAGAGGGAGACAAGAACUACAAAGCUUACUUGAAUCCUGAAUACUUCGAUGCUCAUCUUACCCCGUUAGGGUGGUUGCAGGUUGACAAUUUGCGUAACCAUGUUCGUGCCUCUGGCCUUAUAAACAAGAUUGAUCUCGUCAUAACAUCUCCUUUAAUGAGGACUCUACAAACAGCAGUUGGGGUAUUUGGUGGUGAGGGGUACACUGAUAAAUCGGAUGUGCUGCCUCUUAUGGUUGCAAAUGCAGGGAAUAGCAGUCGUGCUGCAAUUUCAAGUCUGAAUUGCCCACCAAUUGUUGCUGCUGAACUUUGUCGGGAACAUUUGGGCGUUCAUCCCUGUGACAGAAGAAGAAGUGUUAGCGAGUAUCAGUUUCUUUUUCCUGCUGUUGAUUUUUCACUGAUAGAUAGCGAUGAGGAUAUUUGGUGGAAGGCCAACGUUAGAGAGACAAAGGAAGAACUUGCAGCUAGGGGGCUGAAGUUCAUAAACUGGUUGUGGACACGAAAAGAGAAGGAGAUAGCUAUUGUGACACAUAGUGGAUUCUUGUUUCAUACUCUAAAUGCGUUUGGAAAUGAUUGCCACCCAUUGGUGAAGAAAGAAAUAUCCAAGCACUUUGCCAAUUGUGAGCUUCGCUCCAUGGUCAUUGUGGAUAGAAGUAUGACAGGAACAGAAGUGUCAACCACUAACUAUCCAGGCAAGAUACCUUCAGGGCCGGACCUCCCUAGUGGUGAUGUGGAUGAGAACGCUAAGAAAUAGUGGGUUUGGUCUUUCUACUUGUUUGUAUGUGUUUAGUAUCAUUCAAACAUUAAAAUGUUGGACAUAAUCAUUAAUAUUUGAAGA